Molecule: messenger RNA, 622 nt
Organism: Saccoglossus kowalevskii
Lineage: Eukaryota; Metazoa; Hemichordata; Enteropneusta; Harrimaniidae
Product: mitochondrial disaggregase-like
Biological process (GO): cellular response to heat
Cellular component (GO): mitochondrion; cytoplasm
Molecular function (GO): ATP binding; ATP hydrolysis activity; protein binding
Source: RefSeq, a predicted model, not a curated record
GGGAGAUUAACAGAUGGUAAAGGUAAAACAAUUGAAUGUAAAGACGCUAUAUUUAUUAUGACUUCAAAUCUGGCAAGUGAUGAGAUAGCAAGGCAUGCUAUACAACUCCGAAAUGAAGCAGAAGAUAUAUCAAUGCAAAGACAAAAAGGAAACAUAGGUGAUUUAGACAUUUCUGAAAGAAUCACUAUAUCAAGAAAUUUCAAAGACAAUGUAGUAGAACCUAUUUUGAAGAGACACUUUCGACGAGAUGAGUUUCUUGGAAGAAUCAAUGAAAUGGUGUACUUCUUACCAUUUUCAAGAUCCGAACUUAUAAAGUUAGUCUUGAUUGAAUUGAAUUUCUGGGCUGCUAAGGCUAAAAAGAAUCACAAUAUGCAGAUAGAGUGGGACAGACAAGUGUUAGAUGUCUUAGCCGAUGGUUAUAAUGUGCGUUAUGGUGCAAGGUCUAUUAAACAUGAGGUUGAGAGGAGAGUUGUUAACCAACUUGCUGCAGCACAUGAAAGGAGUCUCAUUCAUAAUGACUGCCAUAUUAAUAUAACAGUCAACGAUCCUAGUAAUGAAUUGUUAAGAUCUGAUAAUGUAACUUCGUCAUCUCCAGCUAUCAAAUUACAGCUUCUAAAGAAGG